AUGGAUUUAAAAACUCUAGUAUCAACGUUGCUAAUUGUCGUGGCUUUGACCGAGGCAAAGCCAAAUAGAUCAGGUAAGUACUCAAUAAUUACUGUGUAAUCCAGAAGCAAUGUCAUAUACAACGGCCCUGCAUUUACGAGCACAUUCAAAAGAACAUAUUUAAAGCAACAUAGUGUCAACGACCUGGGCAUACCCAUUUUUGCUCGACCAUUUGUAUACAAAGUGCGCACAUCAAAUAAUUAGAAUUUUGUAUUUUAAUAAGAAGAGGGGUUAAUUUAAUAAAUUAAUCAAUAGUUUUAGGUGUCGUCCAUAAUUAUCACGAUUUUCACAAGCAUGCGUACAGAGAGUACAAUUCUUUUUCGAGUCCCUCCUCCUUCUAUAACAGCGUGACGAAUCUAUACUUGCCCAAAAAGCAUACGGUUUACGGUAUUUCUGUUGACAAAUUAUACAGGAGCCCCUGUAGAACCGGCCAAAAGACAUUUCUCUCGUAUUAAAAAAUCAAAAUACCUGUAGGCAUUUGCUAUUGCAUUGUUUAUAAAUGUUCUACCACUGGAUAUUAGUCUAAUUAUACCGUUGACAUGUAAACAUAAAACAAAGUAAAAUGAAAGGAAUGUAACCUAUUAUACUACUAUAUACGACUUUAAUGUACAUUGCUUGUACUCUGCUUUUAUUUUAAAGGGUUCAGAAGAACUAUGACAAGUUGUCAGAGUGACUGUCCAUCUACAUGCGCUCCAGCCUGCACACCCGUUUGUUGUUCUCGACCUGCACCUCCAGCUCCACCUGGCCCUCCAGGUAUGGAUGGUCCAAUGGGACUUCCAGGUGCUCCUGGACCGAAUGGUCCUAAAGGUCCACUUGGUCAAGCUGGCGCACCAGGUCCAGCUGGCCCUCCAGGCCCACCUGGCGCACCGGCAGGUCCACCUGGUAACGACGGACCACCCGGACCAAUGGGCGCCCCUGGAAACCAAGGUCCACCAGGUGAUCCAGGUCCACAAGGUCCAAUGGGCCAACCUGGUCUUGCAGGUCCACCAGGCAUGGCUUCACACUGUGCUCCAGUAUGUGCUAAAACAUGCGUGAAGGCUUGUCCGGCCCCAUGCUGCCACGGAAAGUAAAGUCAUAUGAUAUGGAUAAUAUGAACGCCGUUCCAUGGUAUAAAAGUAAUUAACAUAGCAUGCAACAUGACGAGUAGAAUACUGGGUGUUAUUAUGUAACUAUAUUUGUGAAGCAAAAAGUAAUACAUUUUGGUUCUGUCAAUGAUGGUCACGU
Molecule: messenger RNA, 1263 nt
Organism: Paramuricea clavata
Lineage: Eukaryota; Metazoa; Cnidaria; Anthozoa; Malacalcyonacea; Plexauridae
Source: the annotation of a GenBank genome assembly